CGAAAAGUGGCUCCGCAAGCUGGACGACUACGAAGCAAGGCGACGAGACUGCAACGGAGCGCAUCAGGUAAAGCAGCAAGAACUGAUAUCUGCUUUGGAAAAUAUGGAUCGAACUUACGAGGUCGCACGAGACGAGAGAAGAAAGAGGCGAAUGGAGCUUGAAGGGCAGAUGGAAAUCAUGGAAGAGACGAUUCGCUGUCUGGACGAUGAGAAACGGAAGAGAGAGACGGAGGUGGAUUCGUGCACAGAAGAGCUCCGAAGGAUGGGGCGAUUAGAUAGAUAUGUGCUCAAGCGUUCCCUAGCCGCCCAGCUUGAGGAGCGAAAGAGCCAAGCAGUGGGGGAAAUACAGCGGAUUGAAGAAAGGAUAUCGCGAAGGAGAAGCGAAUUGCGGAAGCUCGAAGCUAACAGAAGGGAGUACUUCUCUUGGCGGAAAGAGCAGAGAGACCGUCUCUCGGAACAGAAGGAAACCUACAAGAGUAAGGCAUUAGCUGAUACCGAUUCUCUCAUGGCGAAAAUCGAUAAAGAAGAAGAGGCCUUCAGGUCCGGCGAGCGGCGGGAAAUAUUGAAAAGUGAGCACGACGUUCUGGCUGUAGAACUCAAGCUGAUCAAGGAUGAGCGCGAACGAGAAGACGCCGAAAGGAAGCAGUUGCAGAAUGAUAUACGCGACUGCAAAGCGGAGCUUGUACAGGCAAAGAAUCGCGUUGCAGAGUUGCAAAGGGAGCACGAAGAAGUCUCCAAUGUCCUGCAAAUGUGUCGACUGGCGGAGCGAAAAAGUGAGAAUGCGGAGGAAUUUGGGGACAGUGAUUUGUGCUUUUCCACUUACGCAAGGUUUAAGAAGCUUCUCGCUGCAGUCAGUCCUGCUUGUGAGUGUUUCGGGACCCAGGUACCGGAGCCGCGUACUUGUCAGGAGCUGAGUAAUCCCAACCUUCUCAG
Messenger RNA from Amoebophrya sp. A120, 933 nucleotides. NCBI's taxonomy places the organism in Eukaryota, Dinophyceae, Syndiniales, Amoebophryaceae. The record is from the annotation of a GenBank genome assembly.